CCUUUUCGAUUGCUAUUCACGUGGGAAAGCAAUCAAACAACAAAAUGCCUAAAAUUAAAGCGGAAAAGAAAACAAGGGUUCACAAUGAAAUCGCUAAACAAGGCAUCCAGUUCAACAAAGACUUCGGUCAGCAUAUCCUUAAGAACCCGCUCAUAAUAACGUCCAUGUUAGACAAAUCCGGCUUGCGACCAACAGAUGUAGCACUUGAAAUUGGUCCUGGUACUGGUAACAUGACAGUAAAACUACUGGACAGAGUAAAAAAAGUUAUAGCCUGUGAAAUAGAUACCAGACUUGUAGCUGAAUUACAAAAGCGUGUCCAAGGCACGCCUUACCAAGCCAAACUCCAAAUCCUUGUAGGAGAUGUGCUUAAGACAGAACUGCCAUUCUUCGACAUAUGUGUAGCCAACAUCCCGUACCAGAUCAGUUCUCCGCUGGUGUUUAAGCUGCUGCUGCACCGGCCGUUCUUCCGGUGUGCAGUGCUCAUGUUCCAGCAGGAGUUUGCUCAGAGGCUGGUGGCCAAGCCGGGGGACAAACUGUACUGCAGACUGUCUAUAAACACACAGCUGUUGGCCCGAGUUGACAUGCUAAUGAAGGUUGGCAAAAACAACUUCAGACCUCCUCCCAAGGUGGAGUCCAGUGUUGUCCGGAUAGAGCCGCGCAACCCGCCUCCCCCCAUCAACUUUGUGGAGUGGGACGGCCUGACGAGGAUAGCGUUUGUCAGGAAAAACAAAACACUGGCAGCCGCCUUCAAGCAUGCCACCACUAUGGCUGUGUUGGAUAAGAACUACAGGGUACACUGCUCUUUGCACAAUAAGGAAAUCCCAGAGGACUUUGACAUAAAACAGAAGGUUCAAGAGAUCCUCACAAAUGCUGAAGCUGACCAGAUGCGAGCGCGGACCAUGGACAUCGACGACUUCAUGAAGCUGUUGCAUGCCUUCAACUCGGAGGGAAUACAUUUUGCUUGAAAA
Messenger RNA from Cydia amplana, 968 nucleotides. Its product is annotated as probable dimethyladenosine transferase. The transcript is spliced from 5 exons. The record is from RefSeq and is a predicted model, not a curated record. Gene Ontology annotation, molecular function: rRNA (adenine-N6,N6-)-dimethyltransferase activity. Bases 45 to 965 code for a protein of 306 amino acids. Gene Ontology annotation, cellular component: nucleolus. Gene Ontology annotation, biological process: rRNA methylation. NCBI's taxonomy places the organism in Eukaryota, Metazoa, Arthropoda, Insecta, Lepidoptera, Tortricidae.